Salarias fasciatus (jewelled blenny) is the source of this 2728-nucleotide messenger RNA. RefSeq lists its product as uncharacterized. Gene Ontology annotation, molecular function: protein serine/threonine kinase activator activity. Lineage: Eukaryota; Metazoa; Chordata; Actinopteri; Blenniiformes; Blenniidae. Gene Ontology annotation, cellular component: nuclear replication fork. Gene Ontology annotation, biological process: DNA damage response; regulation of DNA damage checkpoint; positive regulation of protein serine/threonine kinase activity. The transcript is spliced from 4 exons. The record is from RefSeq and is a predicted model, not a curated record. Bases 184 to 1680 code for a protein of 498 amino acids.
AGCACCAGGGUGGUGCCAAUAUCAGAUAUCGUGAACCGUAUCGCACCGAAGGAUGUCAGACCUGAAGGGAGAGACUCGUGUCUGCUGCAGUGGAUCGGUGAGGGUGCCAUCCCCUGUACACCAGAGAUUCCUCGGCAACGACUCAGAAAAAAGUCCUCUCGGCAGAGUAGUGUGGAUGAUCUGAUGAAGCUGGCCCGGCAGUUUGAUGAAAACAUGCAGCAAGACACGGACACUUCAGAACAGUUCAACCCUGUGAAAAAUGAACCUGAUGAAUGUGGGAACGCUUCUGAAGCAGAACUGGCACGGCCACCAUUUUCGGGCCCUGCAAAGCACCAGAAGUAUCCGUCGUCGGCCGAACAGGUGGAGGCUGAGCUGCACGCUUUGUUUGACUCCUCCACUCAAGGAAUCAGUGGGCGGCUGAGCGAGUGCUCUGCAACGUUGGCCGAUUUACAGGAAAUGAAAGACCGAUCUGUGACCGUGGCUUCAAGUAAACGACAACAGUCGGCGCUCAAGUCCAGUGACGGGUUGGCCUCAGCUGGAAAUAAGGGAUCCUGUGGUUCUAAUGCAAAUAACUGUGAUGACUUUGAAGAUGACUGGGAAAAUGAUGACUUACUAAAUGACUCUUUUGUGCUUGCAAUGACCCAGAAUCCCAUCGAGCAACACGACUCCAGUACCAAAGCUACUUCCCACCCUCACACUAAGACAAAUACAGCACAGUCUGCAGCUCUCUGCAAGCCGGCUGCUUCCACAGACUCUGCUCCUCAGUCAUCGAACACAAGCCCCAAACCAAACCACAGUGCACUGCAGGAGCUGUGUCCCAAAACAAAGACAAUCAACCGAAGCACUUUCAAGUUACAGCCUAACCCUUAUUUUCAAGCCAAGGAAGUUUCAAAGUCCGGCUUCACUGCCGCACAGCCCAAAAUGCACACGUCUCACCAGAACUCCACCACUACGAAGACAUCCUCCGCUCCUCGGGUUGAUGGGAUCCCUAACCAACACGGCGGUGCUCAUUCAGGGGCGGAAUCCGCUAAAGACAUUUCAAAUAGCCUGUGGGACGACGGGGAUGACGAUGCUCUGCUCUACCAGGUAUGUGACAACAUGGAAAAGAUCUCCAACACUCAGCCACAGCAGACGAGUUCCACCAGCCGCCAAGGUUUUGCCACGGAGAGAGGAAGGCGAAGCACGGAGCCUCUGCCAAUCGACACGGCCUGGCCCACGGGCGCCGGUGCCAGCGCUAACAGACAGCCGUCAUGUGCUUCAGUCCUUUCUAACUCAUUACCAGGGACUAACUGUGAAGCUACAACCUACCAGGGAUGGAACAUUCCCAUGAAAGGCUCCAGCAACAAAUCUCACAUGUCUCAGAGUUUCCCAGGAAGCCACACAAAUCUUGGCACAUUUAGCCAGCGUGAGGAUUCCUCUGGAAAUUUCCAGGCUGGAAAUGCCAGUGUGGAAGUGAAGCUACGAACGGUGACACCCAGAGCGCAUCGGGGCUCGGAGUCAACUCAGACGGCUUUCAAGAGGAACGUGUCAGACUCAGCAGCCACAUGCAGCAAAGUUUUUGUCACAAGCCAGACAAAAGGGAAGUGCACAGCAGCCGAGAUCGAGAGGAAAAAACAGGAGGCCCUGGCCAGGAGGCGACUGCGACUGCAGAAAGCUUCACAGCACAGAGCAGCUCCGUGAUGGGGAAAUGCUUGAAACGGAUUAUUUGGUGCCUUACAUUUAACCUCCUCCUUGUGAUGAUAUCAUAUUGAAAGAUCAGUCCUGAAUCAGCCGAUUCUGCUUUAUUUACAUGACUUUCUACACAAACGAUAAAAUAUAUCGCUGAUUAAAGAGAUCUAAUGUUUCGUGGAGCUGCUGGGCAUUUUUGGUGAUGUUUAAGAGAAAAAAAAACAAAAAAAAAACAAAACAUGUUUACAAGAAGAGAGCUGUGUGCAGAUCUGAUGCUGGAACAACUUCAAGAGUCAGAGUUUCCUGAUCCUGCUCUCGCUGACUGAAGAGAAGUUUACAUGUACAAUGCUUGAGCAAAGUCCAAAUGCUGACUAGCACCGGUAACGUCUUUCUGUUUGUUUUUAGGGAUCGCUAUUUCAGUCCUCGAGUAGAAGAUAUUUCUGAAGAUUUUUUGCUUUUGUUUGUGAGUAAGCAGUUUGAUCUCAGUAUUUGUUUUCAGAUGGCUGCGCCGAGCGCUGAGAGACAAAACCAGCAAUGUGAUGUUGAUGAUAUUCUUUAACAAAUGCAAAGUUUACAGCAAACACUUGAAGUAUGUCAGUUUAUGACCAAUCGUGCAUUUUAAAGAUGUAAUUAUUUUCAUAACUUCCAUCACAGUAAGAGAUAAGUAACUUAAACAGUAUUCUAAGACAAUGUUCAAAAAGCUUCAUUUGAUCGACGGGGAAACAGUGGUUUUUUUCAUGCAGUGAUCACUUCCUCACUUGUUAAUUAAUCUUUUUAAUUCACGAUUUUGGAACGUCACAAUUUUCUUCAUUCACUUUUGCACAGAUCUUAAUCACAUGAAGCGAGUGGCCUUGCACACACGUGCACAGAAUUACAGUAUGUGGCAUCAUUUAAAGAAAAGUUAAAUACAGUGAACACCAUGGGAAAGUUUAGUUCUGAUAUUUAAACAAGGUGAAAGUAGAAGCAUAAUUUCAGUUGAGAUCAAUAGAUGUGUAUCGGGCGCUGCUUCAGAAAUCACUGCAGACUUGAUUGUAGUUGUUCUUUGGUCGUUCCCCUGAUA